This is a messenger RNA of Penicillium verhagenii, 5382 nucleotides long. RefSeq lists its product as uncharacterized. The record is from RefSeq and is a predicted model, not a curated record. The transcript has a single exon. Gene Ontology annotation, cellular component: nucleus. NCBI's taxonomy places the organism in Eukaryota, Fungi, Ascomycota, Eurotiomycetes, Eurotiales, Aspergillaceae. Gene Ontology annotation, biological process: telomere maintenance. The coding region runs from base 1 to 5382 and encodes 1793 amino acids.
AUGGUGGAGAUGCUUGGCCCUCUUCCUGCUCGCCCACCUACACCUCCAAGGCCUGGUUCACGCAUCGACCAGGACGAAAUCGAGAAUCCUACGAAAUCUAUCACAGCGACGCCACAACCAGCAAGUGCCUCAAGGGUCCCUCCAUCAAGUCGUACCUCCAAACGAGUGACCUGGUCACCAUGCAUUCAAACCUCCAUCGAUCUACCCUCGGGGCCGUUGUCGAAAUUCGGACCCAAUACUAGCCUGUUCAAACCAAAAGAGCCUAAAACCAGGGACAGUCCUUACAAGUCCAUUUUAAAAGAGACCAACUCGCCGAUGCCCAUAUUGUCACCUAAAUUCGAUCCAUUUACCUCCGAUUCUCUCGCCAUGCUCCUGGAAUCCGUCAUUCAGCAACUGGCGGGAGAGUCCAUCACAUCUCGACUCGAUGCAUACACUCAGUUUUUCAAUGCACUUCGAGCAUAUGAUUCAUUGCCAACCGCGAAGGAUAUUGCGGACAAAUUGAGCCUGAUAACCGAGUUCAUACAACGUGAUUUAAACCGCGAUUUGGUCAAGGGUGCGACAUUGGACACUAAUCUUGCCAAUUGGGCUUUGAAACUAUCCGCUGUCUUGACCUGGCAUCCAGAUGUAUCACCUCUACUGCCGGAAGAAUUCAAGGUUUUCCUUAUUGAGCACUCAACUACCUGCCUGCAAGAUGCCAAAGUUCCAAAAUCUGUUUUGACACACUACAUGUCCAUCCUUUCUUCGCACAAUUUCGGUCCUCGAAUCAUGACCAACGCCCGCGUUACACGCCUACUCACGGCAGUACAAGAAAUUGGCAGCAAUGGUAAAGCGAUCGCCCUGCAUCGAUUGACCAUAUACCAGCGCCUCCUCACCCAGUCCAAAUCUACAUUUAUCUCCCAUUCUUCACUUUGGGCAGAAAAUUUGAUCUAUGGUCUCCUCCAUUCGAUGAAAGAGAACAGAUUGAAAGCGAUUUCCCUUGGCUUCCAAAUUGCUUCAACGGCGGGCCCAAAUCACACACUCUCCAAACAUCUUCGAGAUCUUUUUGACCGCCCUUUAGAGAAAGAACAAAGGUUUGUGCAUGAGGUUCGCGAACGGAUGUCUCGAAUGAUUGCCACUCCAGAUACUGGUAUCCAUGUUCCUCAGAUUUGGAGCAUCAUUGUUCUACUUAUGAGGAGCAAGGGUUGGGAUUUGGAACGAUGGGAGCACUUCAAGGACUGGGUCCUUAUUCUUCAAAAAUGCUUGAAUUGCAGUGAACAUUCUAUUAAAGCCCAGGCCAUUUUGGGUUGGAAUAGAUUUGUCUUCGCAGUUGGACCGAACGAAAAAACCAGCCUGCCUUUGAUCAAGAUGUUAUGCAAGCCAAUUCUCUCGCAAUUUGAACGAAGAAAAUCCGACAAAUCAGUACCUGAGCCAACUCCGUUUGCUCUGAGCAGCUACUACAACCUACUCUACUACGCCUUUCGCCCUUCGCCUCCUGCCAAUUACCUUGAUCUCAUUUGGGAGGAAUACAUUGCCGGUCCCUCUUCAUCUAUCUUUUCAUCCGUUCCAGCCUUAUGUGACAGCGAAGCCCGCGUGCUAGCUGCCAUUUUAUGGAGUCCUCAGGCCAAAAUUUGGACCGAAAACCGCAUCGAUGAUACAAACAAGAUGGAGGUCGAAGAACUUCCCUCCGUCGAUUCGAAAUGGGUUCGUUCGAGAGUCUCGGGAAUCUUGAGGGUUUUCGAGUCCUUGCUCAAGGUAUCAGUCUGGGAUGAUAAUGAGCUUGAUAAAUCAAACAUUGCCCGUGCUUGGGUAAGUCUUUCUAGUGCGCUAUCUUUCGCCUCUAGUAAGGAAAUCACCCCUUCUACGGAAUCCAUGCAAGCUGUUGCUAGUGUUGUUGGACUGUUACAUCGCCUUUGGAAUAUUGGCCUUACGUCAUUGAAUGUCUCCGAAGAUGGAGAGGUGGAUGUCUUUUUCGAGCGAUUCCGUUUUCUCUCAACAACGAUGAUAUCUUCCCUUGGAAGCAUUCCGUUUACGGAGAGACUUCUAGUGAAAAGCUCAGAUGGGAUCUUUCAAGCCUCAAAUACCCCAACGCAUCGCCAAUCUAGCUCUGGAUCAAAUCUCAACAGUCCCAUACUUCAUCUUCUCCAAGUGAUCAGUGUCAAUUCUAUCUCGGCGACACCGACUUUGGCUUACGUCCGUUUAGCCGAAGGGAUGAUUCAAGCGUCAUGCAAAGGAAGAAUAUCGCGCGGAUCUCGCCUUGAACUUCUACAGCAGUGUGCCUUUUUGAGCAUUGCUGAAUCGACAUACGUUUCUCACCCUUCUUCACUAUCCGAAGUGGUCUGGAAGGCUAGCGCUCGAGCCGCUGCUGAUGCCUUGCAGUCAUUCCCAGUGGAGUCUGCUCGAGAACGCGAUGGCUCUGUCUCUCGUGAUUAUGAGAACGUGACCAAAAUUCUUGCCUCGGGACUAAGACUGCGCAAUGUAUUCCAGGAAUGGUCACAUUUGCUUGGAUCAUUUAUGCGAGUAGCUAGAACAGAGAAGGGUGAUCAAGGACUACCUGCUCUUAUCAUCGAGCCCUUGGCCGGUUGUCUGGUGAAUCUCCCAGUCUAUGAUACAUAUCUGCCUUCGGCAUCUCUACUGAGCCAGUCAUUGUCCAUUCCUUUCCUCCAGGGUAAUGAAGUAGGAGAUGGCCAUACAGUUGCCCAGCAGCCGAGUCCUCCGCCAUUUCCCUACAAACUCGUUGAAUCAAUCGGACGAACAUUGAGCCUCGCGUAUGAUGGCUUCAGCGUCUCAGAAUCGCAUGGCCUCGCGGGCUUCAUCGAAUCAUUGACGUCUUUCCUGGGUUCCGGUGUGCCUCACUUCCGGUCUCAGCUUCUUCAAACCCUACAACCAUUCCUGAAACCCUGGAUUCAAGAUGGUGACUCCAAAUUCGAUUUCAAGCAUGGUGUGGAUAGUCGAAUUCUGACUGCGGUAAGAGCUUCCUUGAGAAAUGUGUCCUUAGAUUUCAGCCUAACAAGUUCACAGUGCCGAGCUCUCACAUUUGCUGUCCUUAACGUCCUGCAGACUUGCGUCCGUGAUGAUUUGUCUUCCUUGAAAAAGUUUGAUGUAGUCAUUUGCGCUGGCUUGGAGUCUCCCCACGCAUCGCGGGCCAAGAAGUUUGUCGAUUUCUGGUAUUCGACGGCCACCAAGACAGAUGCAGCAUCUUGCACAAGUUCAAUUGGGCGAUCUGUCGCAACAGCCUUGGAAAACCUUAAAGCAGCGGCGCAAUCCAAGCAUGAUGACAAGGUAGAUACCAAGUCUGUCCUUUCAACCCCUUCACGGGUACUAAUUAUCUCCCAGAACACCCUUGUCUCGUCUUCGGCUAUGCAUAGUUCAUCAUUCGCACAUCAUGACCCUCGGGCGUUUCUUUAUCCCAAUUCAUCGCCUGUGAUUGGUGGUAAUGAACAACCUUCUCCUGACGUCUCUGAUUCAAAUGAGCCGCAAUUACCCGCCAAUCCUCGUUCAGACCCGAAUGGUGACUCUGGAAUGGUCUCUUACCCGGGAAGUCGACGGGAUAUGUUCCGAAUGAUUGAAGCCAUUCGAUCUUCCUCGCCUUCAAAUACUCCUGCAGCCCUGGGCUUUGCAACGCCUGUGCAUCUGCGUAGAGAACGUGGCACUCGGUCGUCUUUCGGGACUCCAUUGACUCCAACUCUCGCCAUGGCAGAGAAUGAGGAUCCAUUCGUUGGGUCAUCCCCUACUCCUGCCACUCGGGACCCAACGCCUUCGCAGCACUCUGAUGCGUCUAUUUUAAGAAGACGCGAUGUUGUAAUGACUGGUGUAACUGAUGUUCCUUCCUCGCCGCCGGUGUCUACUUCAGGCAGUCCAAGUCCUAAGAAACAAGAUAAACAGCGUCGUGGACGUUGGUCAGCGACAAGAUCAAAGAGACAGCAUGUUGCCGCUGCGGGACAUAGCACAGCUAACAGCCCUCCUGUCUCUGUUGUUGGGGAUACUGCCGGAGAAACCCCCGGCGCCGAUGUUUCCGACGAACUGAAAGAAAAUACUCUUCCGUCUCAGGACGAAAGACGGCCAAGCCGACGGACUCGGUCUGCUUUGAGCCAGAGCACAGAAAACAACCAAAACUCAGCACCAGCCUCUGCAUUUGGAACGCCUUCUAAACCAAUCGAGCCUCCUUCUGCUCGGAGCUCCAGAUCAAAGUCGGCAUCCCAAAUGAGAGCUCGAAAUGCCAUUCCAAAGGCAGUACAUGAUGUGGAACAGCAUCAAUAUCAACCUGCGGCACAACCUGAUGCUCUUCCCACACAUACAGCCAUCGAUUAUGUUGAUUCUUCGGGUGAUGACUUGGACGUCCAAAUUGCCUCCCAACUUUCACAAGACUUGGGGUUGGCUGUUGAUCAAAGUAGUCAGCAUGAAGAGCAAUCUGCUGAAGUUCCAACAUCUGUUCCCUCGCAAAGUUCCAAGAAGAGAAAGCGCAGUACGGACGAUGGUCCUCCAAUGACCGCUAAGGGGAGACGUCGUCGUUCAACCAGACUAUCCACUGCUCAAGAAACUGUCCCAGUCGACGUACAAGACCCUGAAGCUACUCAGUCACAGGAGCACGGCCUUCAUUUCGCUUCUGUGGCCUCCUCGCCGGCUAAAGCUUCUGCAUCUACACCACGCCGGUCAACUCGCAGCUCUCAGCGCCAGGGUGAAACGACCGCAGUGGAUCCAUCAAUCUCAAUUGACGUUGUUGAAGCUUCACAAGACAAAGUUGAUAGUCUAAACGGCUCUCAGCUUCCACCGAAGCGAACUCGCAAAUCAGCCCGUGGUGAAGAGCAGUCGAGUGCAAAUGUUGUGAGCCCAGCUCAGAAUCAGUCCCCUCGCAGGACCCGCGCUGGCAGAUCGCGUUUAUCCCAAAAUCAAAAUCAGCGACAAGCUACACCCCCGUUUGUUUUGCCAGAACCAGAACCAUCCUCAAAUCAGCCCGGGCUUCAUAUCGCUCACACUUCCCCCCAACCCGACCCUUUUGCUAUGAACUCCACUGCAGACCGCACUUUCAAUCUCGAUUCCCCCCUGGUUUCUACGGAAGAAGCAACCGCUUCACAAGUGACGGAAGCCGGUCCACUGCCACCACCAAUAUCUGAAGACGAUGAUACUCAGAUGGAUGUGGAUACCGUAAUGUCUACCAACGAGAUUCCAGACCAUCCGGCUGAGUCUGCCAUAACAAUUAAGACAGAUGGCGUCCAAACUCAACACAUUCCUACUUCUCCACCGGACACAAGUGAUGCAGGAAUAACCGGUUCGCUCAAGCAAAUUUUGGACAAUAUCAAACAGGCCAACUUUGGCAUGGGCACUCUCCGUGAGAUAGACGAUCUCAUUUUCGAAAUUCGUGUCGAAGCGCAUGGCGCCGCACGCCGACACAAUAAUUCCGCAUAG